Messenger RNA from Plectropomus leopardus (leopard coralgrouper), 946 nucleotides. Lineage: Eukaryota; Metazoa; Chordata; Actinopteri; Perciformes; Serranidae. The record is from RefSeq and is a predicted model, not a curated record.
UCAACAGACGCUUAGAUGAGUGGGUGGGUAAGGCCCGCCUGGCACUCACCAAGACUGUGAAGGAUGCAGUGAGGAAGAGCACAGAGAUCGGAGGCGUCGGUGACUUGGGUGAACAGCCUGAAAGGAAGAUCACUCGCAACCAGAAGCGCAAGCAUGACGAGAUCAACCAUGUACAGAAGACAUAUGCAGAAAUGGAUCCGACAACAGCUGCCCUGGAAAAAGAGCAUGAGGCGAUCACCAAAGUAAAAUAUGUGGAUAAGAUUCAGAUAGGAAACUACGAGAUUGACGCCUGGUACUUCUCGCCGUUUCCUGAAGACUACGGAAAGCAGCCCAAGCUGUGGAUCUGCGAGUACUGUCUUAAAUACAUGAAGUAUGAAAAGACCUUCAGACAUCACCUGUCGAACUGUCAAUGGAAGCAGCCUCCUGGCAAAGAAAUCUACCGAAGAAGCAACAUAUCGGUGUAUGAAGUGGAUGGGCGCGACCACAAAAUAUACUGUCAAAAUCUUUGUCUACUAGCAAAACUGUUUCUCGACCACAAGACUCUUUAUUUCGACGUAGAGCCAUUUAUCUUCUAUAUCCUCACUGAAGUCAACAAACAGGGAGCGCACAUCGUCGGCUACUUCUCCAAAGAGAAAGAGUCUCCAGAUGGGAAUAAUGUGGCGUGUAUUCUCACGCUGCCACCUUACCAGCGCAGAGGCUACGGAAAGUUCCUCAUUGCUUUUAGUAAGUGAGAGACCACGACAGUAACUGUAGUGUGUGUGUCCGAGUGAGAAUCAGGUAGCGGUUGAAUAUAUUUGGCUUUUUCUAUUCAUUAACUGUAUUCAUAAUAGGUUAGCCCAUAAACUGCCCAAAAUGAUAAACAAUCGUCAGAGUUUACCCACAAAUGAAUCUUUUCUUUGGUGCCGACACCAGUCAAAAAAUGUGAUCACAACAUUCUUCAUUUGAU